GAGUUACACAACAAUCUGCACUCCCGCAUUGCGCUAUCGUUGUCCUUUCCUUUCCUUACUAUUCGUUCUACCGUUACUGAGCAUACUAUCUAUCGCGAAUACACCUGGGACGGAAAGGCUGAUCAUCCUCUCGGACCAGCUACUUAUCAUGGCCUUGGUAAGCUAUUGCCUCACCAACUAGCUAAUCAGACGCAAGCCCCUCCUCGGGCGGAUUCCUCCUUUUGCUCCUCAGCCUACGGGGGAGCCCGUAUCCAAGCUCCGUGGCUAGCUCUUUCUAGGAGUAGGGGGAGACCACACCUAGACAUGAUGUUCGGGCAUGAGAGGCGGUGGUUUACCCUGCGGCGGAUGUCAGCGGAUGCCGAUGGCAAAGAAAUUCCAAUCAAAG
Messenger RNA from Striga hermonthica, 385 nucleotides. The record is from the annotation of a GenBank genome assembly. NCBI's taxonomy places the organism in Eukaryota, Viridiplantae, Streptophyta, Magnoliopsida, Lamiales, Orobanchaceae.